CAGUGCAAGGGAGCUUCUAAAUGGUCAACAGUAUUCUGGAUUGCAGUUCAAAUUAAGUGAUUUUCAUGGUUUUCCCUGAACAAAUGAGAGAAGAGGAUAUUAAUUCAAUUGACUACAACAGUUCGUGAGAUGCAACAAGAGACUGAAUCAAAUAUUACUUAAACAAUUAAUAUGAAUUGUAAAGAUAUGGAGGAUUGUAUCCAACAAUUAAAUAAUGAAUCAAAUAUCAAAGAAGAAAUCAGUGAACCAUUUGAUGUGGACAAUAUUUAUACCAAUGAUGCCACCUUGCCUGCUUGUGUCGUCCAUAAUGAUGUUAAAGAAGAAAUAGAUGAAAUUGGUGGUAAUAGAAAGACUGGUUCAACAGACUACAAUGGACUUGAUAAUAUCAAAGAAGAAAUUAAUGAAUCGUUUGAUGAGAACAAUAUUGACACCAAUGAUGCAGCCUUGCCUGCUUGGGUCAACCUCAAUGAUGUUAAAGAAGAAAUAGAUGAAAUUGAUGGUAAUACAAAGACUGGUUCAACAGACUACAAUGGACUUAAUAAUAUCAAAGAAGAAAUCAAUGAAUCGUUUGAUGAGAACAAUAUUGACACCAAUGAUGCAGCCUUGCCUGCUUGGGUCAACCUCAAUGAUGUUAAAGAAGAAAUAGAUGAAAUUGAUGGUAAUAGAAAGACUGGUUCAACAAACUUCAAUGGUAUUGAUAAUAUCAAAGAAGAAAUCAAGGAAUCAUUCACAGAGGACAAUAUUGACACCAAUGAUGCAGCCUUGCCUGCUUGUGUGAGCCAUAAUGAUGUUAAAGAAGAAAUAGAUGAAAUUGAUGGUAAUACAAAGACUGGUUCAACAGACUACAAUGGACUUAAUAAUAUCAAAGAAGAAAUCAAUGAAUCGUUUGAUGAGAACAAUAUUGACACCAAUGAUGCAGCCUUGCCUGCUUGGGUCAACCUCAAUGAUGUUAAAGAUGAAAUUGAUGGUAAUAGAAAGACUGGUUCAACAAACUUCAAUGGAAUUGAUAAUAUCAAAGAAGAAAUCAAGGAAUCAUUCACAGAGGACAAUAUUGACACCAAUGAUGCAGCCUUGCCUGCUUGUGUGAACCAUAAUGAGGUUAAAGAAGAAAUAGAUGAAACUGGUGGUAAUACGAAGACUGGUUCAACAGACUUCUAUGGACUUGAUAACAUCAAAGAAGAAAUCAAGGAAUCGUUUGCAGAGGACAAUAAGGAAACCAAUGCUGCAGCCUUGUCAGUUAGGAUCUACCAUAAUUAUGUUAAAUCAGAAUUAGAAGAUAUAUAUGAUAAUACACAAUAUAUUCCUAUAAACGACAGCAAAGUAUCUGUUGUGAAACAAGAUUUGAACAGUGCAAAUAAUGAGAAUGAUAUUGCUACCAAUGGUGUGGCCUUGCCUGAUAGGAUCUACCAUAAUGAUGUUAAGACAGAAUUAGAAGAUAUAUGUGGCAAUACACAAUACUUUCCUAUAACUGACAACAAGGUAUCUGAUGUUAAAGUAGGAUUAAAUAAUGCAUAUGAUGAAGACAAUGUUGCAACCAUUGAGUUAAAUAAUACAAAUGAUGAAGACAAUGUUACAACAAUUGAGUUAAAUAAUGGAAAUGAUAUUGGACAAAAGAUAGAUAGCAGUGAACAAAAUACAAAACAUAAAAGAGACAUUAUAAGUGAAAAUAUAGAAACCACAGAUGAUGAACGAAUAAUCAGUUUAUUUUAUGAGCAUUCUUAUUGUCGUGAAUAUGAUAAACCAUUUAAAUGUAUACAAUGUGACAAUUGUUUUACGAAACAAAGUACUUUGAAGGAACAUAUGAGGAGUCAUAUAGGUGGAAAUUCCUUCAAAUGUGAACAUUGUGAGAAACGUUUCAAAACAUCACAACACUUGAAAAUCCAUGUCAAGCUUCACAAGCGAGAUAAUUCAUACAAAUGUAAAAACUGUUCAAAGUAUUUUUCAAGACAUGAGAAACUGAGGCAACAUUUAAGAAUCCAUACUGGAGAAAGACCAUUCAAAUGUGAAUAUUGCAAUAAAUGUUUUAAAACCGCUCAACACUUGAAAACCCAUGUCAAGCUUCACAAGGGAGAUAAACCAUACAAAUGUGAAAAGUGUGCAAAGUGUUUUUCCAAAAAUGAUAAAUUGAAGAAACAUUUAAGAAUUCACUCCGAAAAUAGACCAUACAAAUGUGAACAUUGUAAUAAAUGUUUUAAAACAGUUCAAUACUUAAAGGGCCAUAUAAGGGUUCACACUGGUGAGAAACAAUUCCAAUGUGAAAAGUGUGCAAAGUUAUUUUCAAGACAUGACGAUUUGAAGAGACACUUAAGAUUUCACACUGGAGAGAAACCAUACAAAUGUGAACUCUGUGAGAAAUCAUUCGCAUUACAACAUACUUUAAAAGAACAUAUCAAAACUCAUACAACAUGUAGGCCUACAAGAGAAAAACUAUUCAAAUGUGAACAUUGCGAGAAAUGUUUCGCACAACAAGGCAGUUUGAUACUACAUAUCAGGACUCAUACUGGAGAGAAACCAUUCAAAUGUGAACAUUGUGAGAAGUAUUUUUCACGACAAAGCAAUUUGAUACAACAUAUCAGGACUCAUACUGGAGAGAAACCAUUCAAAUGUGAACAUUGUGAGAAAUGUUUCACAAGGCAAAGUUUUUUGAAUCAACAUAUCAGUAUUCAUACAGGAGAGAAACCAUUCAAAUGUGACUAUUGUGAGAAAUGCUUUAGAUGUGGCAUAUUCUUAAAGAAACAUAUCCAGACUCAUAUUGGAGAGAAAAAAUUUGAAUGUGCAGAAUGUAAGAAAUGUUUCUUUAGCAAAUAUCCUUUAAUUCAACACUUAAGGACACAUACUGGAGAGAAACCAUUUCAGUGUGAACAAUGUAAAAAAUGUUUCUCUCGAUCGGGAAAUUUGAAUCAACAUUUAAAUAUAUGUAAAUCACUGAUUUAGUUGUAAAGAAUGCAGAAAUUCAAAUACAUUUUAAAGAUUUAAAUGUUAAAUGGACAAACCGUCGAUCUAACUAUUUAUCAAAUAUGAAAGCGUCUCAUAAAAAGAGAACAUGUGCGGAUUAUCAAGACAUUGAUUAAGUACCCACUCCCAAAAGCUAACAACAAGAAAUGUAUUGUGCUUGAAAAUGAAGAAAAAUAGUAAAUAAAAUUGACUUUAUCUUAUUCAGCUGAUUUUAAUUGAGCAUUUUGAAAUAUAUAAAAGGUUUUAGCACUACACUAUAUUUUAUCAAAAUUAAUAAUUAUACAAAUAGAAAUAGUUCAGGUUAAAAUUGGAAUUAAUGAUGUUUUAUCCAGUUUUCAUUUUGAGAAUCUUUUUCUUAUCACGGGGAGCUCGAAAUGCGAUGCUCAAAAAUUUCAAUUUGAGAUACAAGGGCAGAUCCAGAAGUUCUGAUAAAAAUUCUCUAACUUAUAGU
This is a messenger RNA of Owenia fusiformis, 3406 nucleotides long. The record is from the annotation of a GenBank genome assembly. NCBI's taxonomy places the organism in Eukaryota, Metazoa, Annelida, Polychaeta, Sabellida, Oweniidae.